AGUCCAAAUGAGCAAUUGCGGGAGAGCGAGCAAUGGAAGUAGCAUGGCGGAGCAGACACCCGAAACGCGUCCUAGUCCCGGUUCAGAAGUGGUUCCUACCACAAAGAAAAAGCCUACUCGUCGAACGGCUGAAGGGUUAUUAGCGAAGAAGGACAGGGAGCGACGUAAUAGACGAACACGGAUUUUUCUUGGCGUCGCUUUUCCUCGGUGGAGAACCCUGAAGAAACAACUUGGGCUGAGGGCAGACAAGGACGUCGCCUUGCAGCUGUUGGAUCAUUACGAAAAGUGCACAAAGCAGCCAUCGUCGUCAACCCCCACGAAGACCGGCAGACGACGCAUCCAACCACCUCCUCCUCCUCCCCUAUCACUUUUCCGCAAUUGCUCGGAAUCCCAAAGUGUUUUUGGUAAAGACGGUCGCACCUACAAGCCAGACGACUUGAAGAAACUGAGAAUAACCGAGCUUAAGGAUAAACUUGAGCACCGCGGCCUUGACGCCAGUGGCCUGAAGCUGGACCUGGUGGAGCGGCUUUUGGCUGCGCUGGAGGAGGAAGCCCGGGCCAAGACCUCCAGCCGAGGGGACAAGGAGCAGGUUGACGAGAGGCAAGAACAACAAGAAAUUAAAGAGGAGAUCCAAAUCAAGGACACCCCUGUGCAGGUCGACGACGCUGGCCGGGAGGCCUGCAGGGCACAGCGCAAACGCAGACAAGAUGCCGGCAGUCUGGCUGCGGAGGUGAAGGUUGAGUCAGAGAGAAGCGGACGUUCCGGCCGAAAGCGACCGCAUGAGGAGAACAGGGCCUACUACUACAAUGAGCAGAGCCAGAAGAAGAGUGUUUGUGCCAAGGACGCUCGCACAUGUAAACCAGAUGACUUGAAGAAACGGAGCAUAAACAAGCUUGAGGAAGAGCUCCAGCACCGCAGCCUGGACGCCAGUGACCUGAAGCCAGACCUGGUGGAGAGGCUCUUUGCUGCGCUGGAGGAGGAAGCCCGGGCUGAGUCACUGGGCCGAGGGGACAAGGAACAGGGCGACUACAGAGGAGAGGGUGACGAUGGGGACAAAAAGCAAAACCAGCAAGAGGCAGCUGGCGGCAACAGCAAUGCCCUGCUAGAGAAGGACAAAGGCAGAGAUUUGGGUGGCUGCGACAAGGAAGAGGAGGCAGAGCCAGAGGCCGAAUGCAAGCCGCAGAAGUGUCAGCCGCCGUCAGACACUGGUGAAAGCCGACGUGCCGAUGCCGACCUUCCCAAAACGUCAGCCAUCGCUGAGAUAAUCGUCAAACUUGAACCGGACGAGAAGGAACAUGUUGACAUCAAACAAGAAUUUAAAGAGGGGAUCAAAAUCGAGGACACCCCUGUGCCAGUAGGCGGGGCAGAACCGAAAUGUGAACAAGAUGGCUGCAGUCUGGCCGUGCAGGUGCAAGUGAAGGUGGAGUCCCAGAGAAGCUGACACCGUGGCCGAAAGCGACCACACAAGGAGAACGGGGGCUACGAUUACUAUGAGCACAGACAGAAGAAGAGGUAUUCAUUCAUGAAUUGUCCAAAAGUGAAUGUAAGGAAAGGAGGUUCGGUAGCUAGUUCUUUCAGCCAGUAGAGACUCAUAAAAAAAAAUGGUGUUACUGUGAAGCCACAAUUAAUUGUGGGGGUGGGAGGCUACGUUUCAGAUGGAGAGAUGGCAGAAGUGUGUGUGUGUGUGAGAGAGAGAGAGGGGGGGGCAGGGUGCAACCCAGGACCAUUUUGACCAAUAGAAAGAGAGCUCAUUUGAGAAGGAUUUGGUGGGCCAAACCUCAUUGGUUCAUUUAGACCAGGAGUGCCCAGAAUUUUUGGCUCGGGCCACAUUGACGUAAAAAAAUUGUCAUACGGGCCAGCAUUAAUUUUACACGCUACCGACGAGGGGAAUGCUUUUUUGUAUUUAUUUGUAUUUUACUUUGUUUUACUAUGCUGUCUGCUGCUAUGUAGAUCUGAUAACUGCCUGACCUGGAUAAAUGAAGGUUAAAAUAAAAAUUAAUUAAAUGCAAAAUAAAGUAUUUUUAUGGAAUUUGACUCAAACUCAAACUUUAUUCAUCAGAAUCAACAAACAACAUGUUUGCAUUAAUGUGAAGGGUGAUACUGAGAUCUCGACUGCAGUAAAUGGGGCAGGUCUGGCUCAAAAGCGGUGGUUUUAAUGCGCAAGAUGUCACGCAGGUGGGAGUCACUUCGUCUUGUCCUCACGCGGUUCUUAUUCAUGUUCAUGACUGAGAAUGUCUUCUCGCACAAGUAUGUCGAGCCAAACAAGCUCAACAUUUUCUUAGCAAAUGUACGAAUCCCUUGGAACCUGUCUUUAUCCAGCUGCUGGUAAAAGUUGACAAGAGGGAGUUGUUGGUACCGGCUGCGACACUCCGUGUCACACUGCAGCUCAAUGAGCUCCAACUGCAGGUGGGCUGGAACGUCACUGAGAUCCACGGAAACGGGAGAAGAAAAAAAGCGUGAUCUCCUUUUCAAUAGUUGCAAAAUCCCUGAAACGUUGUUGAAACUCCUCAGUCAGAGAUGAGAUGUUUGCGGCAUACCUCCUCAUUUGUGCACUAAUAUUGUGUGCUGGAAAACACGUCAUUAUUUCUUGCAGAGAUUGGAAAUGUGUGGUAUUGGGCUGCGUUUGUGACAAGUGGGUUUGGAAAAGUAGCAGCUGGGUCCGAAAGGCUUUAAUAUGUGAAUACAGUUGGCUUAUCAAUUGAUUUUGCCCCUGAAGGCUCGUGUUCAGGGCGUUCAGAUGUCGGGUUAUGGCAACUAAAAAUCCAAAAUCAGACAGCCAAACAGGAUCGGUUAGUUCUGGCAUCAUUUGUCCCUUGUUUGCCAAGAAUUGUCCAAUUUCCUCUUUGAGUGAGUAGAAACGCUGCAGUGCAGACCCCCGACUGAGCCAUCUUACAUCGGUGUGAUACACAACAUCUCCGUAUUCAGCGUGGAUAUCCAGUAGAAAUUGUUGAAACUGGCGGUGGCACAGGGCUUUGGAGCGAAUAUAAUUAAUAGCCUUUAUCACCGGUUUCAUAACAUGAACAUAUUUCAGAUGUUUGGCACAUAGAACUUGUUGGUGAAUAAUACAAUGGAGUUUUAUAGCUUUACCUCCUCCUUCGCUUACUUUGUUACACACUAGGGUUGAUAAUCCACUGUGCUCGCCAACCAUGGCAGGUGCGCCAUCCUUAAUAAUCCCCGUGAUUUUAUUCCACUGUAAUUUUAUGUCAUCUACGGCGGAACAAACAGAAGCAAAUAAAUAUUUCCCUCUUGUUUGGUCCUUAAGGCUCUGGAGGUCAAGUAGCUCUUCACGCAUAUUCAUUUCACUGUCCACUCCUCUCAAAACAAUCAGUAACUGAGCGGUGUUGGAUGCAUCCGUGCUUCCGUCACAGGUUAACGAAGAAAAUUCAAACUCCACUCCUUUUGCGUCCAACUGUCUCUUAAUAUCAGAAGAAACUUCUUUGAUCCUUCGUGACACAGUGCUACGAGCCAGGCAAACAUUGGCGAACUGUUGCUUUUUCUCAGGACCAAUGUUCUCCACCAUUUUCAUCACACCGUCUUUAAUAAAUUCACCCUCAGUAAAAGGUUUGCAGUGCUUGGCAAUCAGCAUUGCCACCUCAUAGCUUGCCUUUGUUGCAUUUUCAUUCGACUCAUUGGCUCUUGUGAAAAAGUGUUGCUGUGCCGUUGAACCAGCUUCCAGUUGCUUCAAUUUGUCACUGCGUUCGUUCGCAGUUAGCUUGUCAUAAUUAGCAUGUUUCGUCUGGUAGUGCCUCUCUAUAUUGAACUCCUUGAACACAGCCACAGUCUCUUGGCAAAUUAGGCAGAUGCAGUUUCUAAAUUCAGUGAAAAAAUAUUCAGACUUCCAUUUGUCCUGGAAACGGCGGCCCUUGCUAUCAACUUUCCUUUUCUUACUUCCAGUUGCCAUUUUAGAAAUGGGCAAAAAACAUAUACGCAAAACGGCCCCGCAACAGUUCGGUCACAAGUUUACUGCCAUCCUGUGGUGAAAUAUAAAAUUGCGUGUGUAUUUUGUACUGCCGGGCCACAUAUUAUUGAUUUUAUGACAGAGGCUCCGGCCAGUGGAAAUAUGAACACGGGCCGGACUUUGGGCAUGUCUGAUUUGGACGUCGGUCACCAGGCACCUGCACAUUGGGGACAAAAAAAAAAAACACCCAUUUUGAUACCUCCAUAUUUUGAUGUGCAAGGUAUGUGAUCUGUCCCAUUAUACUUUCAAAUACGGUAGUUUCUGUGCUGAUCACCUGUAUUGAUAAUCAGCAUUUCCUACUUAGGCUAACUAUCUUGCACUUUUUUUGCUGGUAUGAUAUCAAGGUGCACAAGUCUUUUGCCCUCAUUUUUGGCACGAAGAGCAUAGCAAUCUCCUGCUUUAUAUUAUUGCAGUUAUAGUACAACAAUUAACAACUAAAUAAAAUAUAUAAUCAAAAUGUAUUCAUACUUUGAAGCAAUUAACUUUUUGGGGUUUGAAUAUGUCUGCUGGUGCCCUGUGUUGGUAAACAUUUCUUAGAUGUUAGCUAACAAGCUAACACAAAACUGAUGUGUGCUAAUUACAGGUAGUUGAUGGAUGCAUUGACUCCUCCAUUCUUUA
Messenger RNA from Phycodurus eques (leafy seadragon), 4576 nucleotides. RefSeq names its product apoptotic chromatin condensation inducer in the nucleus-like. Gene Ontology annotation, cellular component: nucleus. Bases 8 to 1441 code for a protein of 477 amino acids. The transcript is spliced from 7 exons. NCBI's taxonomy places the organism in Eukaryota, Metazoa, Chordata, Actinopteri, Syngnathiformes, Syngnathidae. Gene Ontology annotation, biological process: poly(A)+ mRNA export from nucleus. The record is from RefSeq and is a predicted model, not a curated record.